UAAUCUAUUGUUCUUUCUCCCUUUCCCUCUACACAGGAAGCAGGAUGAUCUCAUAUCAAGACUAGAGAGGUUAGCUGGUGAGUGUGUCCAGAGUACUGGUAUAUUCCACAGUGGACAGGAGCCAUACUGUCACCAACUGAACCCUCACCAGGAUUAUUUUAAUUUAAAAGGUUAGGGUUAUCAUGAUGGGUUUGUCGGUUGGAGUCAAACUGGCAAUCAGCUGUAUCUAUUAGGACUACUGGAUGAACCACACCUUCCUUUUGACUGUGAUACCAUGAGACUGUUUGAGGAGGCAUAUGAGGACCUGGGGGAUAGUCAAGCUAUACAGAUACAAACUUAUCGUAAAGUGGCUCCAAUGAAGAAUCACGGACGAGACAUAUACACGAGCACUCUGAGGUACUAUAGGAACGCAUUCACUGACGCAGACAAGCAGAUGGCUAUUAACGUGUUCCUUGGAGUGUUUGUACCAAAAGAAGGAGAAGCCAAUAUGAAGAACCCACUCCUUCAGCAGUACCUCAGUUUUGAUGAAAUAUACAAAACAAACGAACUAACCGACUUCGAUAGACUCCUGAGCACAUCUGUUGUAAGGACUGGAGAUAAUGUUGUGUCCCUUGAUAGUGAAGGUGGUGCUAUUCAAGGUAAUCCUUUUGUAGUGAGAGACAAAAUGAAGAUGAAACUGGGCUCCAGUAGUUCCAAGAUGGCUGCUAAAAGAGGAUUCAGUGUUGGUAUACCACAGACUGAGAUAGCUACAUAUGUACUGCUCACAAUUUGACAGAUGAUUAUUUUAUUGUGUGUUAUAUAUGACUAUUUGAUUAUGUAUUUACCACUUUCUGUGGUGGUUGAAUAAUAAUAUUGAUA
Amphimedon queenslandica is the source of this 858-nucleotide messenger RNA. Its product is annotated as polyphosphoinositide phosphatase-like. Gene Ontology annotation, cellular component: intracellular membrane-bounded organelle. The transcript has 7 exons. The coding region runs from base 275 to 772 and encodes 165 amino acids. The record is from RefSeq and is a predicted model, not a curated record. Gene Ontology annotation, molecular function: phosphatidylinositol-3,5-bisphosphate 5-phosphatase activity. Lineage: Eukaryota; Metazoa; Porifera; Demospongiae; Haplosclerida; Niphatidae. Gene Ontology annotation, biological process: phosphatidylinositol dephosphorylation.